AUGGCCUCGUCUCCCAAGCGCUCGCUCGCCGAAACGGAGGCUUUACUCACCGCGCCAGGAAGCAUCCACGAGACCCAGACCACCCUUGUCGAUGGAAGGCUCUAUCGCGUCUACAAGAACCUCUGGCCCUCUCUGCGCGAUUUUUGGCUGGCAGCGGUCGCACAAUAUUCCCCCGACACCUACAUCGUCUACGAAGACGGCCGCCUGACAUACCUGCAGGUCCACGCGCGCGCAGUCAAGGCAGCUGCGUUGCUCCGCAACACCUACGGCGUCAAGAAAGGUGAUAGAGUAGCGAUCUGUUCGCGUAACUGCCCUGAAUAUCUCAUCGUCUUUUGGGCGUGCCACCUUCUCGGAGCCGUCUCUGUUCUCGCCAACGCGUGGUUGCCUUUAGAUCCUCUGGGCCACUGUUUGGCUCACACAAGGUGCAAGAUUGUUAUCCUCGACCCCGAACGAGCAGAUCGGCUACAGUCAGUCAUUCCGAAACUCUUACAGGAAACGGACACCACGAAUUUUCUUGUAUUUGACUCCCUUGGCCCCCCUCGAAGGUGGAAACAGUUCCACUCUUUCGAGGAAAGCCUACAACGAUACCCCGAUGACGGAAUGGAAGUCUUGAAUUCUGCGAUCUCAAUCCUGCCCGAGGACAACGCGACAAUAAUUUUCACCUCAGGCACUACUGGAUUACCGAAAGGUGUCCUCAGCACUCAACGACAAUUCCUGACUAAUGUCUUAAAUGUUCUGGCUGGCGGGUUUCGUGCAGCAUUACGACGAGGAGAAGACUUCCCGACCAAACAGAGAACCGUUCCUCAGAAAGCUACUCUCGUCUCUGUCCCUCUUUUCCAUGUCACCGGUUCGACGAGCUUUUCAAUGAUGGCCACUGCGACAGGAAUGAAGAUCGUAUUAAUGAGAAAGUGGGACGUUGAAGAAGCCGUGAGGUUGAUCAAAGAGGAAAAUGUAUCGGUAGCAGGAGGUGUCCCGUCGAUGGUCACAGAUCUGACCUUGAGUUCAUUGGUGGGUCAUCCCCUAGAAGGCCUUCUGUUUGGUGGCGCCCCAGCUCCCGAUUCGCUCGUCCGUCGGGCCAGGGAUGCCUUCCCUAGCGCAACCAUGAUACAGGCUUAUGGUUUGACAGAAACCAAUUCAAUAGCCGUUUCCUUUGCGGGAGAAGAUUACAUUGCUCGCCCUACUAGCACCGGCCGGGCAUCUCCUGUGAACGACAUUAAGAUCGUGCAUGACGAUACAUGCCUUCCUCCCGGUGCCGUCGGAGAGGUGUGGUUGCGGGGACCCAACGUUAUGAAGGAAUACUGGGGCGAACCAGAAGCAACCAAUGCAGUGAUCACGAAGGACGGGUGGCUUAGAACGGGUGAUGUGGGCUAUCUGGACCAGGAAGGAUUCUUAUACAUCAAGGACCGACUGAAAGAUAUCAUCAUCCGUGGGGGAGAAAACAUCGACUCGGUCAGUGUGGAAAACGCGCUCUAUGCUGAUCCUCGGGUUUUGGAGGCUGCCGCGGUGGGUGUGCCAGACGAACGCCUUGGGGAGCUAGUAGCAGCCGUAGUUUCUAUCCGACCCGCAGACCAGGGACAGGUCACAGAAGAAAUGUUGAUAGAGCAGACGAGAAGCAGGCUUCCUAGAUUCGCUGUUCCUGUCAUGAUCAUCAUUCUCAAUACCGCCUUCACGCGUACCCCCUCAGGCAAAAUUAUCAAAGGCGAACUGCGCAAAAUUGCUAGAAGCCACUGGGAAUUGCGGCGUCGAGGUGGAAAUGGCAAUGCUGUGCGGCAGCCGCUGGCGAACCUGUAG
Molecule: messenger RNA, 1791 nt
Organism: Cyclocybe aegerita
Lineage: Eukaryota; Fungi; Basidiomycota; Agaricomycetes; Agaricales; Hemipholiotaceae
Source: the annotation of a GenBank genome assembly